Vitrella brassicaformis is the source of this 2081-nucleotide messenger RNA. The record is from the annotation of a GenBank genome assembly. Lineage: Eukaryota; Vitrellaceae.
CAGGGAGGUAAGGUAUCUUCGUCGCAUCUGAUCAACCAUGGCGUCCUCGGAGCAGCGCCCCGUACCCAGCCGAAUGUAAGAGCAUUCCACAAGCAUGAAAGAUCAGCACCGACAGGGGGCGUGUGCGCAUUGUGUGUGUCAGGACGCUUCAAACGAUGAAGGGCAAGAAGGUGGGUGCGUCCAAGGGCCACAGCCUGCUCAAGAAGAAAAGCGACGCCCUCACCGUCAGAUUCAGACAAAUGCUCAAGACCAUCGUCGAGGUAGGUGCGGUGCGCACGGCAGCCAGUCACCAGCCAGCCAGCCACACAACCGCACAGAUCAGCCAGAGGCCGGCAGGCCGGCAGGCAGCAUCAAAGACAGCCGAUUCAUCUCUGUGCAUCUGGGUGUCUGUCUGUGUGUGUCCACGUGUGUGUGUGUGUAUGUGCGCAUCAGACGAAGAAGGCCAUGGGCGAAGAGAUGAAGACGGCGGCCUUCUCACUCGCCAAGGCCGAGUGGGCCGCUGGCAACUUCAAGGGACAAGUCAGUGUUUUAGGACAGGACAAGACAGGACAACAACAGGGAUGCUGCAGACCUGUCUGUGUUGAUGUGUGUCCACUCCACCAGGUAGUUGAGUCGGUGCGUCGCCCGGCCAUCACUCUCAAGGUGACGGCCGACAACGUGGCGGGCGUGCGGCUCCCCAUCUUCACACUGCAGCGAAACGAAAGCCUCGAAAGUCAGUCAAUCUGCACACACGGGGAGGGAGGGAAGAUACAUAGAUAGCUGCGUGCGACAAAUGGCAUGUAUUGGUGUGUCCAAUGCAUUGGAAUGUGUCUGUCUGCAGCGGUUGGUAAUUUGGGUGUUGCGAGUGGAGGUCAAGUGAUCAUGGCGGCCAAGGAGAGCUACUUCAAGGCACUCGAGGCACUCAUACGACUCGCAUCACUCCAGGUCAAUCACACACACACACACACACUCACACACGCACGCACCGACAGAUGCAUGACCGGCCAGCCACACCUCUGUGUGUGUAUGUGUGUGUGUGUGUGUGUGCAGACGGCUUUCUUUACGUUGGAUGAGGCCAUCAAGAUUACCAACCGACGCGUCAAUGCACUCGAAAGCGUAAGCAACACACGGGGCGGGGCGGGGCGAGCCCACACAAACCCGGACCAGCCGGCAGCAGCCCGACCCGACGGCUGGUCUGCACUGCAAGUAUCUCUCUAUGCAUGCUAUGUGUGUCUGUUCAGGUUGUGAUUCCCAGGAUCGAAGGCGACAUCAGCCACAUAAUCACCGAGCUGGACGAGCAGGAGAGAGAGGAAUUCAUCCGGUAGGUAUCCUUCCUGCUCGGCGCCGCCACACAUCAUUUCACACAUGCCACACCACAGUCAUGAAGACCUUUGUGUGUGUGUGUGUGUGUGUGCGUCAGUUUGAAGAAGGUGCAGGCCAAGAAGCAGGAGCGCGCCGCCGCCGCAGAGGCAGAUGAACUCGGCGAGGCCGGAGGAGAGGGUCAGACAGCUUGACAGCCACCUGUCAAGAGGCGUCAUGCGUAUGUGCAUGGUAUGGUUCGUGUGGUCACGUGUCUGUGGUGUGUGCUGUGCGCAGGUGGUGCGAUAUUCGAGGACGAAGACGACGACGUUGUAUUCUAGAACCGACAGACAGAUUGACAGACAAGACAGGAGGGAGGGGAGGGGGGCACCGCACCCAUAGAUAGCUAGCUACACAAAUCGGCGGGCAGGGCAGGCGAGGGUCUCAUCUCAUCGGGUGUGGUGUAGGUGGUGCUUCGCUAGGCGCUUUCUUCCAUCAUGACAUGACAUGACGUGCCUGCCUGCCUGCCUGGAGUGAGUGAGUGACUGAGUUGCGUUUUUCGUCGCUGGUUUUGACCGACCGAUGCGUAGACAGACAGACCGCACCUACCGUACGUGUGUUGUGAGUGACAUGAGCCGCCCCUGGUCGGUCCGUCCGCCCAGUCUUUCUCUGGCUGUCUCACUCACACACACGUGUGGGUGUUCAAUUGACAGACAUGCAUAGCCAGCCAUAACACACGCACUGACCGACCUGAUAUCACCAUCCCUCCCUCCGUUGUUCACUUCACUCACGUCAAAAUGAAU